Molecule: messenger RNA, 2391 nt
Organism: Catharus ustulatus (Swainson's thrush)
Lineage: Eukaryota; Metazoa; Chordata; Aves; Passeriformes; Turdidae
Gene: IHO1
Product: interactor of HORMAD1 1
Exons: 8
Coding region: 1-1905 (634 amino acids)
Biological process (GO): homologous chromosome pairing at meiosis; meiotic DNA double-strand break formation; DNA recombination
Cellular component (GO): condensed nuclear chromosome
Source: RefSeq, a predicted model, not a curated record
AUGAAUUUCAAUGUCUGGAACAUCAAGGAGAUGCUGAGCACACCAACAGCCCUUGGGUCCAAUAAGUUUUCCAUGAGGAGCAGCACUGCCAGUGACUACUCGAGUCUGAGUGAUUCUCAGCUGCUCUUUGGCUCCCAGUUCUGCCUGGAGAAUGUGCAGUCGGCAGCAGCACCGCUGGAGCUGGGCACGCAGCCGGGACAGCAGAACUCCCAGGAUAGUGAGACCAGUAUUUUUACCAAAUACCAGACAAAACCACAGUUAUUUGAUGAAGAAACAAGAGAAAAAUGUUCUCUUAAUUUUGGUGCAGGAAGAGUGAAAAGUGUCUUGGAAAAUUUUGAAGUGAAUAAGAACAAAAUAAAGGAAAAAUAUGACCGUGAAGUCCUAAGCUCCUUUAUUUCCAGCACCAAAGAGAAGUUUCAAGAGCUGCAAGUGUCCUUUGAGAAGUUUGAAGAAAAAUUUGAUUCCAAACUCAAAUCCAGUUUGGUUUGCCAAGAAACCUUUUCCAAGACAUUGCAAGACGCUCUUCAAAGUCACUCCAGCUUGGUGCUGAAAGCUUUGACAGAUAAAAGCCAAAUGGAGCAGGCACUGCUGGAGAUGGAGAGGAGACUUGCAGCCAAAGACAUGGAGAUUUUAGAUAUGAAAUCCAGUAUCCAGAUGCUGAAGGAGGGUCAGGAGUCACUGCCAGCCCAGAUAUAUGACCAGUUCCUUAAAGUGUGUAAAGAACUCAGCUUCCUGAACCUAUGUAAUACCUCAGCUGAGCAGCACACGCUUGUGUCUAGUGCCAGCCUGCCCCCUUGCACGACAGAUAAGUCUGUCCAGACCUCCCCUGGGCUGAGCCAGCACUGUGUUCUGAGUGAGGGGUAUCCACACAGGCCAUGCUGCCCAGGCAAGGGAGUUUGCAGCUGCUCAGGCUGGUCUCAUUUCCCCUGUGUGACAGUGGAGCAGCAACACGGAGACUCCCCUGGAAGGAACCAGAUCACUGGAGAUGGCACAUUUAAGGGUGGUCUAAACCCAGCCUCAGGAGACAAAGUCAGCCCCAUUGCUACAGCAGUGAAAUGCAACUUGGACACACAGAGUUGUGCUCCCCAUCUUUGCAUGUGCUGGGCUGGCAGACACUUCUUGGGGAGUAGUCAGAAGAAACACUCUCCUAUACCACUGGAAAUGCCUCUACCAACCCCACUGAGGAAGGCAUUCAGGAGGGGCACUCGAGGGUUUAAGCCACUGACACUGUCACAGCAGCAGCAGCCUCAAGUUUGCCAUCAUUCUGCACAGAAAGCUACACCUGGGCAAAGACACAGCAAUGGGUCCACAAACUAUGAGGUGGAGAAGGCAGACGUAGGGAACAAAACCAAACAGAGUCCAGGAAGGAUGCUCUGGAAAAAAGCAAUAGGGAAAAAGACAACACACUUCACUAAGAGGAAAGGCGAACACUCUGCAUGUGCUGACAGUGGGCUAAAGCAGAGGAAGGCAAAUGGGAUUAUUGACUUGGAAAGCUCCAGAAAAAAUUCCUUUCCCAGAUACUUGGUUGAUCUCAAUUCAGAAAACUCGGACCCGGUUUUUGCAGCUCCCCACCAGCAGAUCCUCAGCAGUGUUCAGCGGGGGCUUACAAAGAAUUUCCCACCAGUGCCACGCUCUGAUAAAAGCCUGCAACAACUUGCAAGCAGAAGAAGGAGAAGCCUUGAAACUAAAAAAACAAUUAAUGUUUCCAGUGUGAAAAGGUAUCUCUUGGAUUCCUCUCCCGAGGAGGAUAUAUUUUCCCUGUGUAGCACAACAGGUGUAAAGCAAAUAAGCUGCUUCAGCCUCCAAAGCCCCUCAAGCUCCAAGAAACCACAUCCUGUCAAUCCACUGGCUCAGCAGAACACAGCCAGUUGCUCUUUAAUAUUUGAAUGUGAUUCUUCUGAUUGAAGGGGUUUGUUUCAUUCUCAGAGCUCUUAGUGCAGGAUGACCAUUUCAGGUGCAGUUUAUUCCUCUAGGUGUGUUACCUACUUAGUCAGAGGCAAGACUCAGGCUGGAUGCUUGAAAGUGCUAUUGCCCAGUUUGAGACAUUGUAAGGGGUCUAAGCAGGGCUGUCCCCCAGCUUGGAAAGCUGAGGGGAUCUGUAUUGUUUUACUUCCCCUCUCCCAGAAGAGAUACCAUGGGCUUGAGUUACCACAGGGUUCACACACCAGUGAAGUACCUGACAUUCCCAGGGAGGAGAGGGCUGGCAGAGCAGAUGGUCAGCUCAGCCAGGUUUGGCACCGAGAUCUACUGGAAAUUCCUCAGCUAGAUCAAUAUAAUGCUGUCUCUGUGGCCAGAGGCUUCACUGUUUCUCACUAAUAGUAUCUCUGUCACUUUGUUCUAUAGAAGUUCAGGGUUUUAGUAGAGUAGUAUUGUUCUGGUUGAUUUUGAUGA